This is a messenger RNA of Lucilia sericata (common green bottle fly), 1532 nucleotides long. RefSeq names its product probable trafficking protein particle complex subunit 13 homolog. NCBI's taxonomy places the organism in Eukaryota, Metazoa, Arthropoda, Insecta, Diptera, Calliphoridae. The transcript is spliced from 5 exons. Gene Ontology annotation, cellular component: TRAPPIII protein complex. The record is from RefSeq and is a predicted model, not a curated record. Bases 120 to 1439 code for a protein of 439 amino acids.
CAUCGCUGAAUAGUUUCGUUAACAAGAAGUUGGUGUAAGCAAAAGAUUAAAAUUUUUAUUUAUUUUCUUAAAAUUAUUUUUGUAGCUGGAGUGAUUAAAGUGCAUUUGAAAAUAAAAAAAUGAAUCCUUUAGAUCAAAGUGAACAUUUACUGGCAUUAAAAGUGAUGCGCUUAACCAGACCUACUUUAGUGUGUCCACAAAUCAUCUCUUGUGAACCUCGAGACCUGCCACAACUUAGCUUCAAGCAGGUUUCAGAGACUGAAGGCACAGCCAUCGCCGGAUCAGAAUUUUUGGCUGCUGGUCAGUUUAUGCUUCUUCCUCAGUCAUUUGGCAACAUCUAUUUGGGAGAGACUUUUUCUAGUUAUAUUUGCGUCCACAAUUGUACUUCCCAUCCAGUGGAUGGUGUUACUGUUAAAGCAGAUCUGCAAUCAAACAAUACACGUAUUAAUUUACCCAUGCACGAAAACAAAGCAAAACCAGCAACAUUAGGUCCUGACGAGACUUUAGAUGAUGUCAUUCGUUACGAGGUUAAAGAAAUCGGAACUCAUAUUCUCGUUUGUGAAGUCAAUUAUACCACUCCUGCCGGUCUCCCCCAAUAUUUUCGGAAAUUCUUCAAAUUUCAAGUUUUAAAACCUUUGGAUGUGAAAACGAAAUUCUACAAUGCUGAAAUGGAUGAAAUAUAUUUGGAAGCACAAAUACAAAACAUCACCACGGGUCCCUUUUGUCUGGAGAAGGUUGAGCUUGAUAGUUCCGAUCAAUAUACGGUGACUUCGUUAAACACUUUGCCAAAUGGAGAAUCAGUAUUUACAUCAAAAAAUAUGCUGCAACCAAACAAUAGCUGUCAAUUUCUUUAUUGCAUAAAACCCAAGCCGGAAGUCUCUAAGGAUAUUAAAGUAUUAAGAACAGCAAAUACUGUGGGAAAACUGGACAUUGUUUGGCGUUCAAAUUUAGGAGAAAAGGGACGCCUGCAAACGAGUCAGUUACAAAGAUUGCCUUUUGAAUAUAAAGAUGUUCGGUUAGAAGUAAUUGAUGCCAUGAAUAUCGUCAAGGUUGGUGAACCUUUUACUUUCGUUUGUAGAGUAACUAAUACAGCAGACAGACCCAUGGAUUUGAUGGUCAAACUACCAACUCCAUUAGAUUUCAAUUGUCCCUAUACUGGAUGUGCUGAAUUUAGUAUAGGUGUAGUUGAUCCUGGCCAAUAUAAGGAGUUUCCUCUAACAAUAUGUCCUUCCAAAUUGGGUCUGGUAAAGGUGACACCAUUGGUAUUGUUAAACACAAUGAUACAGGAGCAAUAUACAAUUGAAAAGGUUGUUGAUGUUUUUGUUGUGGACACUGAUUACCAUAAUGAUGAAUCAUUCCAAAUUAAUAAAUUUGUUCGUUAUGAUAAUGCUCCACAUCAACAGGUUGAAGAUCAGUCACUACAAUUGCAAGUCGUCUAGAAUUAAGAAAAAAUAAAAGUAUUUAUUUUAUAAACUACUAUCUUUAUUAAUUAUAUAUUUCCAUAUAUAAUAAAAACAUAUUUAUUUAGUGAA